CCCCUAGGGGCUGGACUUUGAAAUGAGAACAAUAACCUCUACUCUCAAACCUAAACACCAGAUCGCUCCUCUUCCCCAUAUAUACACAAUUCCCGCUUAACUCCUUUCUUCUUCACCUUUAUGGUUUACAACUGCCGCACACCAGCCUAGCGUUUCCAUCAGCAGGAAGAAAUGGCGGUCCCUUUGCUGUCGAAGAAGAUUGUGAAGAAGCGUGUUAAGAAGUUCAAGAGGCCCCAAAGUGAUCGCAAGAUCUCUGUCAAGACAAACUGGCGAAGGCCCAAGGGUAUUGACUCCCGUGUUAGGAGGAAGUUCAAGGGAUGCACUUUGAUGCCUAACAUCGGUUAUGGGUCAGACAAGAAAACACGCCACUAUCUUCCCAAUGGGUUUAAGAAAUUCGUGGUGCACAAUGUCCAAGAGCUAGAGCUUCUCAUGAUGCACAACAGGACAUACUGUGCUGAGAUAGCACAUGAUGUUUCAACGAAGAAGAGGAAGGAAAUCGUUGAGCGAGCAGCACAGUUGGAUGUUGUCGUUACCAACAAAUUGGCUAGGUUGCGCAGCCAGGAGGACGAGUGAAGGUCGGUUCUUGAAUGUUGAUUUUGCUCUUUUUAAUAUGAUAUUUUCUUGUUUAGGAAGUAAGAACUUUUGGUCCAAUGUUAAAAUUAUUAUAUUUUUAUCUGAGUAGCAUUGUCUCUUUUUUUUGUUGUGAUUUGAGUAUAGAACCCCAUUUCUAAUUUAAUUAUGCUUGAUGUUUUGAGGGA
Molecule: messenger RNA, 758 nt
Organism: Gossypium arboreum
Lineage: Eukaryota; Viridiplantae; Streptophyta; Magnoliopsida; Malvales; Malvaceae
Product: 60S ribosomal protein L32-1
Exons: 4
Coding region: 172-573 (133 amino acids)
Biological process (GO): translation
Cellular component (GO): cytosolic large ribosomal subunit; ribosome
Molecular function (GO): structural constituent of ribosome
Source: RefSeq, a predicted model, not a curated record